Molecule: messenger RNA, 641 nt
Organism: Labrus bergylta (ballan wrasse)
Lineage: Eukaryota; Metazoa; Chordata; Actinopteri; Labriformes; Labridae
Source: RefSeq, a predicted model, not a curated record
CCACUAAUAUCCGUUAAAGCUGAGCUGGCCGUCGGGCUGUUCAGAUUUUUGCUCCUGUCGACGACUUUCUGUGAGUGUGAGCCAGCAGCCGCUUGAACCAGGAAGAUUUACAAACAUUAGCGGAGAAAACUCCUCAACGAGUCCCCAGUUUGAAUCUCAAAUCAGUCGGGUUUAACUUUUUGACGAAAAGGGAAGUUUGACCAAUCGACGCCAUGGACCCCGCCAGUCAAGAUAUCAACCUGAACUCUCCCAACAAAGGUCUCGGUGUGGACCCUUCAGACAGCCUGUCGGACGUGCCGGUGGAGGGAGCAGUGGGGAACUCGGUCAACCCUCUCCCACCCGGUCUGACAGAGGAAGAGGCAGAGGAGCUGAGCGUCGAGCUCACUAAGGUGGAGGAGGAGAUCAACACCCUGCGUCAGGUUCUUUCAGCCAAAGAGAGACACGCCACAGAGCUGAAGAGGAAACUCGGCCUCAGCCCGCUCAAUGAACUCAAGCAGAACAUCAGCAAGAGCUGGCAGGACGUCCAGACCUCCAACGCCUAUGUGAGAACCUCUGAGAAACUGGGCGAGUGGAAUGAGAGAGUUACCCGUUCCGAUCUAUAUGUGUCUGCCUCAGCCACUUUGGAUGACAUUACCCGCUCU